This is a messenger RNA of Ahaetulla prasina, 1297 nucleotides long. RefSeq names its product retinoschisin 1 (gene RS1). The annotation marks the transcript as partial. The transcript has 5 exons. NCBI's taxonomy places the organism in Eukaryota, Metazoa, Chordata, Lepidosauria, Squamata, Colubridae. The record is from RefSeq and is a predicted model, not a curated record.
UUGCGCGAACCAUGGCAGAACCGGACAGUAUCUGCUGACAAACGGGAUGACAAUCUAGAGCACUGGCAUAGCAAAGCCUGUAAAUGUGAUUGUCAAAGAAAUCCAAACUCAGUGUGGUCCAUUGAAACAGACAGUCUAGACUGCAUGCCAGAGUGCCCCUAUCAUAAGCCUCUUGGUUUUGAAUCAACAGCUGUCACUACAGAUCAGAUAAGCUGUUCCAAUCCAGAGCAGUACACUGGGUGGUAUGCUUCAUGGACUGCAAACAAGGCCCGACUUAACGGACAAGGAUUUGGGUGUGCCUGGCUCUCCAAAUACCAAGAUACAAACCAGUGGCUGCAGAUUGACUUGAAGGAAAUUAAAGUUAUUUCAGGAAUAAUUACACAGGGAAGAUGUGAUGCAGAUGAAUGGAUGACAAAAUAUAGUGUGCAAUACAGGACUGAUGAGAAUCUGAACUGGGUUUAUUACAAGGACCAAACAGGAAACAAUCGGAUUUUCUAUGGAAAUUCAGACAGAUCAUCAUCUGUGCAGAACCUUUUGCGCCCACCCAUUGUUUCUCGUUACAUAAAGUUGAUACCCCUUGGCUGGCAUGUGCGCAUUGCUAUCAGGAUGGAGCUGCUGGAAUGCAUGAAUAAAUGUGCUUAAACUUCAGAGUCAUCUGUGAAGAAACAGUUUUUUAAAAACAAAGAUCUUAAUGCAACAAAUAAAUUCACUGACUAUGAGUUCAGUGUCUAUUAAAAUUAUACACCUUAUCCAAUACCUCCUGUGACUUAUAUUCUCUGCAGCUUCAGGAAGCUAAUAUAAUUCUGUAUUUUAAUAAAAUAAAUCAAGAUGGAAUAAAUUGGAACCUGUAUUACAUUUCUGAAUCCAGGAUCUUACCCCUCAGUAAAAGGAAAGCCGUAUAUUUCAGGUCACAUAAAAAAUGGCUUCUACAAAUUGAAAUAUAGAUUUCUUACAAGUUUCCAACUCAAUGCUUUUGUAGGUUCUGGUAGACAUUAUACAAUAUACGUUCUUCAGAGCUUUAGUGUGCAUUCUCUGAAGACAUUCCCCAUUAUGUUACAAUUUUCCAAAUAUAGAGGAACAAAAAUGAGACUGACCAAUGUAGAUCAUCAUUCCAUUCUUAUAUGAGGAACUGGGGUAGCAUUUUAUUGCUGUGCUAUACUGCCAGUAGUCCUGAUUUAGUGAUCACAACUGGGACUGGAAACUCAAUCAUUAUUCAAAACAGUAAUUAAGUGGAACCAAAACUGCUCUUACGAUUUUGCUUCAGCUUUCCUUUGCUUUACAGACUGCAAAGGUUGUA